Molecule: messenger RNA, 2709 nt
Organism: Tribolium madens (black flour beetle)
Lineage: Eukaryota; Metazoa; Arthropoda; Insecta; Coleoptera; Tenebrionidae
Product: Kv channel-interacting protein 1-like
Exons: 7
Coding region: 332-1126 (264 amino acids)
Molecular function (GO): calcium ion binding
Source: RefSeq, a predicted model, not a curated record
UCUGAUCAACCUAUUAAAGCAUAAUUGUGUGUUUGUGCUUAGGGUGGCCAUUAAUUUCGUUAUAAAUAAAACAUUGGGUACCCUUCGUCAGUUCCGGCGCCCGUUUAAUCUAAAACAUCGCGAUAUGAAUCACGCUCAACCCUCUGUCAACGCCGAUGAAGUGCUCUAUAAUUUGACGCCGCGUUUCGAACUGCCUCUGGAGGUAUGUGUCUAACGAGACAACAUUGUAUUAACCUCCACAAAAUUGACCUGCUACAUCUAAUGCACGGUUCACAGUGCCCCGGUACGCGAAUUUACCCUACUUUAGCGUCUUCAUGGUUGCAUAUACACAAUGGCUUCCCGGAGAGAUCAGUUUAAGCCAGAGGAUGCCGAGGGAGAAGAUAUCGAAUUGAGUACACUAGGGGAAGGCAGCGAACAACCUCUGAAAAAUGAGUCAAGUGGGUGCUUGAGCUUCUUCAAAAAUACAUGGAAGAAGUUCAUAGAGAUUCGGCCUAGCCACUACGAUGACUUAGACAGCUUGGAGAGAUAUUAUUUAAACUCGGAACUCGAAGAUUUAGAAACACCUCCUCGCUACCGACCGGACAGUUUGGAGGCCCUUUGCAAGGCAACAAGGUUCACACAAGCGGAAAUCAAGAGGAUAUAUCGCGGCUUCAAAGCGGAGUGUCCUACUGGUGUCGUUAAAGAAGAAACGUUUAAAAUGAUUUAUUCGCAGUUCUUUCCACAAGGUGCCAACACCAGCCAAUAUGCUCAUUACGUGUUCAAUACUCUGGAUCAGCAACACAGCGGAUUAAUUAGCUUUGAGGAUUUCGUGCAGAAUUUGUCCAUUUUAUCUCGAGGUUCGCUAGACGAGAAACUGCGCUGGGCUUUCACCUUAUAUGAUAUUAAUGGAGAUGGGUGCAUAACGCGGGAGGAAAUGACGGACAUUGUUAGUGCGAUAUAUGAUUUGAUGGGAAAGGUUGCGGAACCUUGUGUUGAUGAAGACACCGUUAAGGAAAAAGUCGACAGGAUAUUUCAGAAAAUGGACAAGAACAAGGACGGCGUCGUCACCCUGGAUGAAUUUCUUGAGUGCUGCAGAAAAGAUGAAGAUAUCUCUUCUUCCAUGGCCGUUUUCGAUUCAUCGAUAUGACGUUCACCAGUCGGCGUUCGUCCACCUCCCUCUUGGACAUGAACGAAUGUCGACCGCGAUUCAAUGACAAUGACCAACGUAAUUAAAUUAUUUAAAACAGUGAUAAAUUAUCAACAAAACUAUUUAAGAAAAAGCCAGCAAGCUACGGUGUGGGACGAAUAAAAGCUAAAGCGAUUUGACGUGUCCGGUGGUAAUUGUGGGAUUUGCGGAUGAUUACGGUUCGUUUUACACCGUAAGUUUGUAUAUUUAUACCAAAUUUCUUACAGUUUUUAUAAAAAAGGAUGUAGAUAAAAUAAUAUAUUUUAAAUAUAUAGAAAUUAAACUUCAGAUAAAUAUAGCAUAGAUAAAAAUACUGAAACAAAUACCUACAUUAUUUAAGCAGACACUUAUUUAUUAACAUUGUGCUGGGGCAAUUACUCAAAAAAUAUGCUGCUGUAACUGAUUGCUAAAUGCGUUUUCGCUAAACGCCCCUUGAUCUGAAACGGGAUUAGAUUACUUAACCCUCUGGGUUUUUUCAACUGUCAUUAGCUACAAUUUAUAUAGGAAAAACUUCAAAAUUGCAUGUGAUUUAUUUUAACUAUUUUAACAAACACCAGUGGUUUUGAAUUUAUCUGCGACAAUUUAAAUUUGUUAUUGAAACAUAGAUAUUUUUAUAUUAACCAUGUAAUACCAACAAAAUUGUGGAAUUGGGUAUAAAGCUUUUAAAAGUUUCCCCAAAUUUUGGGUACUUAUUUGGGAAACAUCUUAGCGAUAUAAAUAAAGCGACGAUAUCAUUAUUCACCUAAGAUGCUAGUGAGCCAUAUUCGUUAGACAUAUCUGUAUGUCAUUAUAUACCUACCUAAAUUCUAGAUUAUAUUAUUGUUGAUAUAUGUAAGACUGUUCAAUGUACUAGGAUCUAAAUGUGUGAUGUAUGUUAGUCAAAAGAUUGACAAUAUUUUGGUUAGAAAAACCUAAAUUACGUAGCUUUUUUAUUACAAAAGUUAUUUUAUAAUGGAGCGUCUAUGGUGCUAUGUACCGAAAUUGAUAAGGAUAAUGUUCUUCUAUGUUAUUAAUGUUUAUCAUUUUUGUAUAUGUUAUUUAAUGGGUAAAAAUUAGUGCUGUGCCAAAUACGAAUGUUUUAAAACAAGCUGCAAGGCGCAGAUUACAUUUAUUUCUAGUUAAGCUUAAUGUUACCAAAAUAUGGUCGAGAUAAUUCACAAAUAUUCCUAUCCUCAUCCUAAUCACUGUUUAUAUUUGUAUAGAAUAGUAUAAGGCCCAUUUUAAUGUUACGUAUCUCAAAAACUCAUUGUUAUUUGUAAAUAUGACAAGUCAGGAGAUCUAUUAUGUACCCAUUUUUAAUGUUAUAAACAUAUUACAAAUCCCUUAUCGUGUUUUUUUUUUUAGUUAUUUAUGUAUCAUGGUAAUAAACAACUACUUUAGUUUCAAAUGUAUAGGUAACGUAGUUAAUUUCGAAUUAAUGUCAGAGGCGACCGAAGGGAUACCGAAACGAUAUUAUUUAUUCCAGAGAUGCAUCCAAAACUUUCCUCUCAACAGACUAAAUUAAUAAUAACAUAAGGACAUGAUAAUUUGUUAAAUAAUGUCAA